Naegleria gruberi is the source of this 606-nucleotide messenger RNA. RefSeq lists its product as uncharacterized. The transcript has a single exon. The record is from RefSeq and is a predicted model, not a curated record. NCBI's taxonomy places the organism in Eukaryota, Heterolobosea, Eutetramitea, Acrasida, Naegleriidae. The coding region runs from base 1 to 606 and encodes 201 amino acids.
AUGAAAAAUAUUAAAUUGAUGGAUCAUUCUAGUCAUCCGUAUGGAUUUUUCGAAUCGGAACAAUUUAAAGAAAGAAGUGGAUUGAUUUCGAAUUAUUUAAUAGUAACAGCUUCAAAGAAUUUUGAAAAGGAUUUGCAAUAUUCACAUGUACAUUUGAAGAAUGAAAGUUUGCCAUUUGCUCCGAAUCAGAAAUUGAGUGGAAAUUUAAUUAGAGUGACAAGUGUCAGUUCUCAUUUUCAUGUGUUGGCACCACAUGGAAGAUGUUGUCAGCCUUCUACUACGAAUUCUUUCACAGACACACCUUGUAAGGAAAGAACAAGUGAUACAGCCAAGCUCAAUGAUUGUAUUGUAGCAACCAAUGCAGGAUUUUUUGAUGUGGCCAAUGGCUAUUGUUUGGGAAAGGUUAUUUCAAAUGGAAAAGUUUUAAAUGAUUAUGGGAGAGUUCAUCCAAAUGCUGCCUUUGGAUUAAUUGAUGAUGGCAAAGGAAAUGCUCAAUAUGUUUUUGGAUAUUUGAAUCAAACUGAUUAUGAAAAAUUGAAAAUCACUCAACUAGUUCAAGUAGGUAAUUCUUCAAUGUUAACUAGUAAUUUAUUUUACAAUCUUUAA